Molecule: messenger RNA, 5605 nt
Organism: Pelodiscus sinensis (Chinese soft-shelled turtle)
Lineage: Eukaryota; Metazoa; Chordata; Testudines; Trionychidae
Gene: MITF
Product: melanocyte inducing transcription factor
Biological process (GO): regulation of transcription by RNA polymerase II; melanocyte differentiation
Cellular component (GO): nucleus
Molecular function (GO): protein dimerization activity; RNA polymerase II cis-regulatory region sequence-specific DNA binding; DNA-binding transcription factor activity, RNA polymerase II-specific
Source: RefSeq, a predicted model, not a curated record
CGCGGCGCCGCUCGCUGCCGGAGUCGGGGACGAUGCAGGCGGAGUCGGGGAUCGUGCCGGACUUCGAGGUGGGCGAGGAGUUCCACGAGGAGCCCAAGACCUACUAUGAGCUGAAGAGCCAGCCCCUGAAAAGCAGCAGUUCCGAGCAUCCUGGAGCUUCCAAGCCUCCCUUAAGCUCCUCCAGUAUGACAUCACGGAUUUUGUUACGACAGCAGCUCAUGCGUGAGCAGAUGAAGCAGCAAGCAGCCCAGUUCAUGCAGCAGAGAGUACCGAUCAGUCAGACGCCAGCCAUCAACGUCAGCGUCCCUUCUAACCUGCCCCCUGCCACCCAGGUACCAAUGGAAGUCCUCAAGGUGCAGACUCACCUUGAAAAUCCAACCAAGUACCACAUUCAGCAAGCCCAACGGCAGCAGGUAAAGCAGUACCUUUCUACCACUCUGGCAAAUAAACAUGCCAACCAAGCUCUGAGCUUGCCCUGUCCAAACCAGCCUGGUGAUCAUGUCAUGCCACCUGGAACUGGAAGCAGCGCACCCAACAGUCCAAUGGCUAUGCUCACACUUAACUCCAACUGUGAAAAAGAGGGAUUUUAUAAAUAUGAAGAGCAAAGCAGGGUAGAAGGCGAGUGCCCCGCUCUGAACACACACUCGCGAGCAUCAUGCAUGCAGAUGGAUGAUGUAAUUGAUGACAUCAUUAGCUUGGAAUCAAGUUAUAAUGAAGAAAUCCUCGGCCUGAUGGAUCCUGCCCUGCAAAUGGCAAAUACGUUACCGGUAUCCGGCAAUUUGAUUGACCUUUAUGGCAACCAAAGCAUGCCUCCUUCAGGGUUGAACAUCAGCAACUCGUGUCCGGCGAACCUUCCCAAUAUCAAGAGGGAGCUCACAGAGUCUGAAGCAAGGGCAUUGGCUAAAGAGAGGCAGAAGAAAGACAAUCACAAUUUAAUUGAACGAAGGAGAAGAUUUAAUAUUAACGACCGCAUUAAAGAACUAGGCACCUUGAUACCUAAAUCCAAUGACCCGGACAUGCGCUGGAAUAAGGGUACUAUUUUAAAAGCCUCAGUGGACUAUAUCCGCAAACUGCAGCGAGAACAACAGCGCACAAAAGAACUCGAGAACAGGCAGAAGAAACUAGAACAUGCCAACAGACAUCUAUUGCUCAGAAUACAGGAACUCGAGAUGCAGGCUCGAGCACACGGACUUUCCCUUGUCCCAUCGACAGGCCUGUGCUCACCAGAUGUGGUCAGCCGGGUCAUCAAGCAAGAACCUGUCCUGGACAAUUGCAACCAAGAAGUUUUGCAGCGCCACUCAGAUUUAUCUUGCACUACUACCCUCGAUCUUACUGAUGGCACCAUAACAUUCAGUGAUAACCUAGGCCCCUACAGCGUCCCCACCAAAGUGGGAUCCAAACUGGAAGAUAUAUUGAUGGACGAUACUCUCUCCCCUGUCGGAGUUAGUGAUCCUCUCCUUUCCUCUGUGUCUCCUGGAGCUUCCAAAACAAGUAGCAGAAGAAGCAGCAUGAGCAUGGAAGAGACCGAUCAUGCUUGUUAGCAGAUACUUGGCAUGGCCUCUCAUAAACUGCUUCAUUUCUUAAUCAGUAGAUGAAAUAAUUUACAAUUUUAGGUUUUUUUGAUUUUCUUUUAAUAUUAAUCUACUUGUGCUUCAUCAGUAGCCCAGUGUGUGUGUGUGUGUGUGUGUGUGUGUAUAUAUGUAUGUAUGUGUGUAUGUGUGUGCAUAUAUAUAGAGAGAGAGUUUAUGUGUGUGUGUAUAUAUAUAUAUAUAAUAUUUUUGAAUUUUGUGAAAAGACUUGUAUAUUCUAUUUUAAAAGUACCAAUGCCACUGGAAUAUUGUACAGUCUAUGUACAGUAUUUGCAAACUGGAUUUGCCAAGAACUUUGAACUGGUCAAAUCUACUCAGAGCAAUAGAAUUACAAAAUCAAAGCAAGAGUCUGUUUUUAUUCAGGGGAAACGUACAAGUUAUUUACUUGGAAAAUGCAGAGCUAAAAAAAAAGUGAAUGUGAAGAAACCAAAAAUACCCACUUUGUAACCAUGUUGUGUUGAUUUAAUAGUGCUGCCUUAAAGAUACAGUAUCCUUCAAACUUAGUUUAGUCUUUAUAUCACAAGAUGUUUAAAAUAAAUCACUAUUCUACUGUAAUAAUAAAACUAGUGUAAACACAUACUGAUGGUAUUGAUUCCAAUGUAAAAUGUUCCUGAUAUUGUUGCUAGAAAUGAAGGAGAAUGUGUAGGGAGCCAUGCAUCUGUUUGAGUUCUUUGGAGUGUUAUUUUUACUCCCAGUGGAGAGAGUUUUGCGUCUGCUCCUACUUCAAGCUUUUUUAAAAGGCUUUUAUUUUGAAAAGGAGACUUAGUCAUUUAUCAACAAUAAAAUAGGCAGGAGCGCUGUAAGAUAGUAUAUAUUUUCAGACAAAAUUCAAUCCAUUUUAUCAACUGGGCACAUUUUGUUGUAUAUUUCUAACUGGCCUUACUUUUUUUUAAGUGUUGUACAGGUUUUUCAUUUGCAUGGAUUCUUUAGUUACCUUCAUUUUUUUGUUUUGUUUUAAAUAUAGUUGUAUUUCAUUUAUAAGAAUAUGCCUCUUUAAUGUAAUGAUUUUUUGACAUGUUUAAAACUCACUGGAAGUUUUCUGCAUUCUUUGUAAACACUUGAAAGGAAGCUUUUAUGGAGGAUACUGUGUACUGAGAGAUUUUGAGAAUAUUUUGUAUAUUACAGUCUCACUUUGAAAAUAUUUUUAAACACAAUUUAAAGUGUACAAAUGUAGACUGUUACAAAACAAAGCUCUGUAGAGAAACUGAACUUACAUAUUUAUUUUUAGUGAUACUGAAAGAAUAGUAAUAUGCUUUGAAGCCUAAUAACUAUAUAGUUAAUAUGCCCAUUAGAAUAAUUAAAUUGGUGUUUUAUUUCAGCAAUAUGGCUGGUUUAAAAAGAGUAAAAUUACUGUAUCUUCAAGUAACUGUUACUUUAUAACCAUUGUAUUAAUUUAACUUGCAACAAUGUUGUAAAAGUAGUUUGGUGCAUUAUCUACACAAGUGUAGCCCUAUGCAAUAACAGUAGUUAGAAGUGUAUUAAUCAAACCUAGAUGUUUCACAAAGAUGACAGAUGGUAUUUGAGCCAGACUGACUGGAUUUCUCAGUAGCAACCUACAGUUGAAAUGUGUCAGAAAAGCAUCUUGUUCAGAAUGAAGUGCCUUACAUUCUAGUAGUAAUCUUCUUGGACUAGCACGGACUGAAGUGUGGCAUAGGAGAAAAUGGGGGGGGGUGAUAUUUAUAGGAAAUCUAAGUGCAGCCUGGUGUCCUAUGUAGAAAAUAAGAGCUUCCCUUCCUUUGUGCUGUGCUGCAAAGAGAUGUAUAAUAUAUAAAAUGUAAAUCUUUAAUAAUUGGAGUGCCAAAAUGGUCAGACUUGAUCAAGAAAACUUGGUCAUGGCAGUUGAAUGGUGUUCAGAAAUCCAAUGUGAAUAUUGUGAUGAAGGCAGAGGACAAAAGGUCAGGCGUUUUAGGGGAAGGGUCAUACAGAUGGAUGCUGCAUCUUUCACAUAGACAUUUGGUUAUGAAAAAUCCUGGAAAGAAACCACUGGGCCUGCUCUCAGUGAAGUCAGUACGAGUUUUCCAUUUGACAGUGGGGUUGCCUGACGGGGCCUGUCAUCAGCUCGGCUGCUUUCUAUUCUGGUGCUUGGGGUGGAUUGGGGUUUAGAGUCGGGAUGUGAAUGGUAAACCAGUAAGUUUCACCUUUAACGGGUGAUGCUUUCCGAUUUGGUAAACCAGCGGGGGCGGAAGCUGUCCCUCUCCCACCAUGGGCAGGGGGCUGCCCCAGUCCUGUGGAGCCCACAACAGGCAGGAGUUCCUCCAGACCGGCUGGAGCAGCCCUUUUCUGCUUCCAUUUAAUCUAUUAACUGAUUAAACAUAAGGUUUAACCGGUGAACUAAUUAAAUAGGAUUUUACAUCCCUAGUUUAGAGCAGGAAUUCUCCUAUGGGGCAGAUGUGGAAGAAUGUUCUAGUUUACUGUGUAGUCCUGCCCCGAGUACAGGGGACUGGACUAAAUGACCUCUCAAGGUCCCUUCCAGUCCUAUGCUUUAUGAUUCUAUAUUUUUGACAUUUUCUUAUAUUUAUAUCACCAGCUUUCUCACCGGUUAGUUAUGCCGUUAUUUGUUUCUGCUUGAAGAGCUAACUGUGUCUUAGCUGUGAUAAUCACCAGCUGUGUCACGUUGGGGGAGGGGCAGAAGUCAGCUCUCAGUGUUACAACAAAUGCCUGUUUUUCCUAGCACAUUUUGGACUCUUUUCGACCAGUGGUUGAAACAGACCAGUGGUUUCCAAACUGGCCCGGAGGCCACUGCACAUGGGUCUCCAACACCUCUUGCUACAGUCGACCACCACAGUCAGCAAGGCAGUGAUGUGGUUCUUUGCACAGCUGCUGUGCCACAGUUUAGCGACCGUGCAUGCGAUCGCUUGCUCUUGUUGUUGCAAUGUGCUAAUGGUGACCGAUGAAGGAAAUCUAUAGCUAUAGCUUAUACACAGGGUCAUGUACUUCUCUUUGAAGUAAAAGGGUGAGCAAAGGCCAGAGAGGUGCUGCAAUCUGACAAAAAUGGGAUGCACAAGGUCGUUAGGAUGUAGUAACCAGAAAAAUCCAUUCAAGAUGGUCCAAAACUGGAUACCAUCAUGGGUAGCACACUCGAAAACCUUUAGAAGAGGGCCUGAAUAUAAGAUAUGCAAAUAGGAAUCAUGCGUAUUUGAUCCCUGUGUGGACUAAAAGGAAAUCCUGAUUCUCUGCCCCCGCGCAAUUUGUAAAUAGUCCUCGUAUGCUUAGAUUUGCCAAAAAUCGGAUUUCUUCCCAAGCUCUGGAUUUCUCUGGAUAAACAUCCCUGUGCCCCCCAGCAGCCAUCUCGUACUACAUGUUGGCUGCAGUAAGGAUGUAAAAUCCCAGAUAAUUGGUGAAAGGUGAGGUUUGUCUAGCGUUUAACCGGUUAACCGACUGAAGCGGGAUCCCAGGUGGGGAACUGCUCCAGCAGCCUUCAGCACCACACUAGGGUUGAAGCUGCUGCUGGUUCCCAGCCCCCUGCCAGAGCAGCCCUUGCCUGCGGGGUGCCUAGGCUCCCUGCAGACAGAGGCUGUUCUGGACAAGAGUAGUCCCUGUCCAUAGUGGGCCCCCAAUGGGGCUGGAAAAGCCUCCUGCCCGCAGCAGAAGGGGAGCUGCUCCAGUCUCCUUCCCCUGGCUUCCCCUGUUACCGGUUAACCAGAACCUGUAAGCAUUACCCAUUUAGGGUGAUACUUACCAGGUAAUCAGUUAACCUUUCGCAUCGCUGGUCUGCAGAGCUGUGCAUAGUUUGUAUUGUAGCUCCAAAAUAGCACGCUGUACACAACAGUCAACAUUGGUUUCUUUCCUCAGGUCCUGCUAUAGGUUGCAGCUCUAAUUUGAUAUGCCAGUAGGAGGUGCGGGCUUUUCAGACAGUUAAUUUCUGAUGCUCUUAUUCUCUCUGUGGUACGUGCACCAUGGAGCUUAUGACCCCUAGGUUGUGUCUACAUUGGCAUGAUUUUGUGCAAAAGCACGCGCUUUUGUGCAAAAACAUGCUGCCUGUCUACACAGGCGGGGAGUUCUUGAGCAAGAACACU